Pseudophryne corroboree (corroboree frog) is the source of this 930-nucleotide messenger RNA. Its product is annotated as olfactory receptor 6N2-like. NCBI's taxonomy places the organism in Eukaryota, Metazoa, Chordata, Amphibia, Anura, Myobatrachidae. The record is from RefSeq and is a predicted model, not a curated record. Gene Ontology annotation, biological process: G protein-coupled receptor signaling pathway. The transcript has a single exon. Bases 1 to 930 code for a protein of 309 amino acids. Gene Ontology annotation, molecular function: G protein-coupled receptor activity; olfactory receptor activity. Gene Ontology annotation, cellular component: membrane.
AUGGUGACUAUUUCAAACCACUCUCUUGUUAAUCAAUUCAUCAUCAUAGGAUUUCCUGAUUUCUAUGGUGCUCAAGGCAUAUUGUUUGGCCUUCUCAGUAUCAUCUACAUCUUCACACUUAGUGGUAAUGUUACAAUAAUCACUCUGAUAUGCACUCAUCAUCAACUCCAUGUUCCCCUCUACCUUUUUGUAGCUAUACUUUCCUUCCUGGAGAUAUGGUACACAGCCGUUACUAUUCCCAAAAUGCUGACAAAUUUGCUGAAUGAGAAGUUAAUCUCAUAUAUUGGCUGUAUGCUGCAAAUCUAUUUUUUUCAUUGUUUAGGUGCUGCAGAAACCUUUCUUCUAACAGCAAUGGCCUUUGACCGCUACAUGGCCAUAUGCAAUCCACUAAGGUACCCAUCCAUAAUGACUAUUCCAUGUUGUUUUCAGAUGGCAGCUUGUUGCUGGGUCAUAGGAUUCUUUGGACCUUUAACCCAAAUCAUUUUGCUGUCUCGUCUUUCCUUCUGCGGGCCAAAUAAAGUUGAACAUAUAUUCUGUGACUUCAUUCCACUGAUGAAAUUGGCAUGUUCUGACAGUUCACUCAAUGUCACAGUCAAUUUUACUAUUAACUCAUUCCUUCUGUUCCUUGCCUUCACCUGCAUUAUCCUGUCCUACAUCAAAAUUAUUUCUGCAGUGUUAAAAAUAAAGACAACAGAGGGCAGGAAAAAAGCUUUUUCCACUUGUGUAGCUCAUCUGACUGUGGUCUUCCUUUUUUUUGUCAGUGUGAGUUUUAUGUACGUUAGACUGACCAAACAGAGCUCCAUCAACUAUGAUCGUAUGAUGGCUGUAAUUUACUCUGUCCUAACACCAAUGUGUAAUCCAAUUAUUUACAGCCUACGGAAUCGAGAAAUAAGAGAAAUACUUAGAAAAAAAAUGAAUGCAUUAUUUUAG